CAGGGCGAGGGGCAGUGGGAGAUAUGAGGGCUGCUGCAGGUGCCUCGUGCGAACAAGUGUGGUGACGAAGCUCAAAACAGCCCCGCCCAAGUCCCCGACGCUCCGCCAAGCACGCCCAACGAGGUUCCACUUCACACUCUAGCCACGACGAUCCCAACACCAACACAGACCCGCCAUGCCGCCCAAGUCCAUCCUGAAGAACUCGACCGUCUCGACCAACGCGCCCCCUGCCAGGAAACCUGUGAAUGCGCGCCACCUAGCAGUUGCCCGCCACCAUGCGACGGUACUUGAAGACCGCAAGCGCGUCGAGGCCGAGGUGCUGGAGGCCGUCAUGACCCUCAUGGACUUUCCCACUUCGCCAGACGCCGAUGCUAAGCGACCUUCGCCCUCCGACGCUCACUUCUUCCAAAAAGCAGUAAUUCCCUUUCAGCCCGCAGACUACGACGCCCUCAUUGAGGAGCGCAACAUUGCCGACAAGUGUGGGUAUGCGCUGUGCCCGCGCCCCAAGAAGAAGGCGCGAUCCACCGCGAGGAAGCAGUUUGUUGACACUGAUCACGGUGUUGAAAUAGUAGACAGGAAGGUGCUCGAAGUGUGGUGUUCAGACGACUGCGCAAAACGCGCACUCUACGUCAAGGUGCAGCUAAACGAGGAGCCGGCGUGGAUGCGACACGGCGGGUACGGCGACAAGAUCGAGCUUAUGGUAGAAAAUGCCGACGAGCAUGAAAAGGCUCUACCGCUACGUCUCAAACAGGAGAGUGCGACCACGGCUGACGCAGAUGACGAAGCAGACCUGGACGCAGCCUGGGCCGCCCGCACAGAUGCCAUGACUGAUCUGGCGCUCGAACGAGGCGAGAAGCCGGGCCACCUUACCAAGGCAAACAACGACCUUGUCCAGGACCAGAUUCUCGAGCGCUCUUCCAGCAAUGCGCCGCCUCAACCACCGUCGCUUCCUGCACAAACGUCUGACCAUACCAUGGCUAUCGAAGGGCAUGUUCCACGUAUCAACAGGAAAGACAAGGACGACGACGAAGACGAUGAUCAGGACUGGGAUAAACAGUUGCCUGGUUGAGUGGGAAUGACGCCCGUCAUUGCUUUACGACAUUCAUACAUCGGCAUGCACACCUAGAAGAUUGCAAUGAUAUGUGUAGACCACUCGGCGCGCAGUAUGCGUUUCAAAGACCAUGCGGAUAAAACCUUUGGUUGAAGAGGUGAGUCCUGACCUGAAAGAUGGCGGACAGCAUAUUGCACGCACCAGAAGAGUAUGCAUGUCAGGAAUGCUCCCGACACAGGCGCUGAGGCGGAGGACGAACUGCGCGUGCAUGGAGGGAAGGAGAUCUUGGAUAGGUUCUGUAAAUAACUAUGAAUGUUAUAAUCCAUCAAUAAAAAAACGCAUUUAGUACCG
This is a messenger RNA of Alternaria rosae, 1402 nucleotides long. Its product is annotated as Rtr1/RPAP2 family-domain-containing protein. NCBI's taxonomy places the organism in Eukaryota, Fungi, Ascomycota, Dothideomycetes, Pleosporales, Pleosporaceae. The transcript has a single exon. Gene Ontology annotation, molecular function: RNA polymerase core enzyme binding; RNA polymerase II CTD heptapeptide repeat phosphatase activity. Gene Ontology annotation, cellular component: cytoplasm; nucleus. Bases 176 to 1069 code for a protein of 297 amino acids. The record is from RefSeq and is a predicted model, not a curated record.